Molecule: messenger RNA, 1465 nt
Organism: Zootermopsis nevadensis
Lineage: Eukaryota; Metazoa; Arthropoda; Insecta; Blattodea; Termopsidae
Gene: mRRF1
Product: mitochondrial ribosome recycling factor 1
Biological process (GO): translation
Cellular component (GO): mitochondrion
Molecular function (GO): ribosomal large subunit binding
Source: RefSeq, a predicted model, not a curated record
UGUUUGAACUCGAUUAAAACAGCUGUUGUGAUUUUAUCUCGAUAUGUAUGGAAUAUGAAUAAAUGAAGAAAACUAUUUAAGCGAAAUUUAAAGGAUUUAAUUUUGUGUACUUAGAACAAUAUAUAAUUAUUAUAUUAUAAGAGCAGCAUUCUUGUGGUGUUUCUGUUGUGCUGAAAUUGUCAUAUACGUCAACAAGUACGUCACGUUGUUUUAUUAAUGUUGUGUAAGUGAAAUAAACUGAAUGCACGCUACCAUUCGAAUUUUAAAAUGAGAUACAUAUUUUAUUGAGUUUUACGAGUGGCUUAAUCUGACAGAUGUGUACAUCAGCGUUUACUUUAUCAGUAGCACUCAUAAGACUCUUACGAAGCAAAAAUGACGUUCUAACAUAACCUAACCAGCAGCAAGGAUGAAAUAUCUAGCCCUUCACAAUGACGUGGAAACUUGUAUUGCCAUUUAUUACAAGGGCAAAACGACUAGUUUCUACUCACCAUAUAUCUUCUUUGCCGCGACUUCAUCACUCAAGUCUCGUCACCCAUGUUGCAUGUAUCCGUCAUCGCCACAGCUCAUGUUGCAACCUGGAUUCAAAGUUUGCACUGGUGAACAAUCAAACUAUGACAAUGCAUUUUACAUAUAUCUGGGCACGUGGAUAUGUUAAAGGGAAGGACAGAGGGAAAGAUAAGAAGUCUGACAAAGGAAAGAAGAAAGUUGCAGUAAAUGAUGAACAACUUGCAGAGUUAAUAGAAAUUAAUACAAUGAGAAAACAGAUGCAGCAAGCAGUUGAUCGGCUGAAAGAAGAAUAUGUGAAAAAUUUGUCUCUUAGGUCAACAACAGGGUCAAUCGAGACACUUCCAGUGAGUUUUGAAGGCAAGGAGUAUCAAUUGCAAGAAUUGGCGCAGAUAGUACGUAAAAAUCCCAAAACAAUCAUCAUAAAUAUGGCUGCAUUUCCUCAAGUUAUUCCAGCUGCCCUUCAGUCUAUUGAGAAGAGCGGCAUGAAUUUAAAUCCUCAGCAAGAUGGUACUGCACUGUUCAUACCAAUUCCAAAGGUUACUAAAGAACACAGAGAGAAUCUAGCAAAAAAUGCUAAAGCACUCUUUAUAAAAUGUAGAGAUUCUAUAAAGGAAAUACAGAACAAAAAUGUGAAGACUGUGAAAAACAAUUCCACCGUCUCACAGGAUUUAGCGUUCAGUGCUCAGGAACAGAUUAUCGAGAUCGGUAACCAAUAUAUAUCUCAAGGAGAGAUGAUAUUUGAUGCCAAGCAAGCUGAAUUAAUUGGAAAAGACUAACAAAAUAUGGAUAUGAAAACUUCUGCGAAGAUCAUGUCACUAUGUCAUAAAUUAGAAUACUGAAUUUUGUAUGAUUUAUUAGAAAUAGUAAUUAAAGCACAUUGUGUGUUUGUAAGAUGGUAUAAUUGUGCUAACUGGCUGUAGUCAGACAACUGGCAUAUGAAUUAAUAGUUGGAUUUUUA